AUGUUGUAUCUUCAUGUAAGUUGUGUGAUUCUUUCAGGUAGCCCCCGAGGUCUGUGGCUGCGCGUGCGCACGUGGCUGGGACUGGCGGCGGAGUGCGGGCCGGCGCGCUGCCCGCGCUCCGCAGAGCCCGCCUCCCCUGCGCGUGCUGACGCCCCCUGCCCGCCCCCUUUGCCCUUCCUUGUGCCAUCCGAUUCUGUUGUAGGAAUGGCAUCGGUGCUGGGAGCCCCGCUCAGCCCCGAGCAGACGUUCGGCUCCAUUAAGUCGCUAGCGAUAUCGCGUGAGGUGGCCAGUUUCCCGCUAUCACGCUCGCCUACUCCGCCACCAUUAAGCUGUCCACCAUUUAAAGACGAAUCGAAGAAUUUUACUGAGAGCAUACCGAACGCGGUGACGCCGAGACCUGAUCUCGAGUGCGGCGCCCCCGCCUUUAGCUACCGCGUGGUCGAGUGUAAGAUGACCACCGCGGAGGAAGUGCGCGCCCCCGCCGCCCGCGCCCCCACCGCCCCCGCCGCCCCCGCCGUUCCCGGCAACACCACACACUACGACAGGCAGAGACCCCACACAGUGGCCGUCAUACCGCACGACGGCAACGGUUAACACGAAACUAAACCAUAGACAAUUUGUUCAAAGUGUCAAUACUGAGGUUGGAGCGCUGUACAAACAAUCGGAAUGUGCUAUAAUGUGAAACAAUUUAUUGUUGUGUCCUUUUUGUACAAAAAAUGUGCUAGAAAUGGAUGAAUACCGCGCAUUUAUGGUUAUCAGUUGGUGAACGGACGGUCACUUCAUCUCCAUAUUUUAUUCUCUAAUCUGCUCAAAUGAUCACAUUCGUCUUCCGCUGCGCUCACCUAUUUGACUACUUCCCAGAUUAAAAAAUUAGAAAUCCAUUUUUUAAAUAGUAGACACUAUUUUUUUUAUUAAAUGACAAUUUUAUUCUGCAUUUACAUCCAGUAACUAAGUAAUUUAUGUUUAAAUGCUUCAAUACGACUUUUAAAUUUAAUCUGUAUAUUCAUGUAUUUAAUAUUAUACUCGUACUAUAUCUUAGAAAUGAAGUCUAUUAUUUCCCAGCAAUAUAUUGCGCCAAACUUUAUGUAAUACAAAUUAAUUUUAGGUGUAAUAUUGCAAUGAAAUAAAAAAUGGAUUGCCUAAUUAUCUAUCUUAUCUGAUUUAUGUUAAAAUCUUAAUGCUCGUAAAUAGGCUUUCUAGUCCAUUAAUAUAAUUCUUCAUCAUAAAAAACACACACAUUUUGUGUGGUUUCAUUACUUCGAUGUUCCUGCAUGGUUCGAUGUGGUUGGUCGAUGUUUACAAACGAAACAUAAUUCAUAUUUUUAUUGUCAUGUGGACAGUAAAAUAUUGUAUUUAUUAUUUUAAAUUAACUAUAAUUUCCCAGUUAGAGUAAACGACAGCUAUACUACAAAAACUUUCAAUUUUAAUUCAAAGUUUUUGUAUAUAGACCCUUACAAACAUCGCCAUUGGCAACAUUGCCCUCACCUGACACAUUUAAUAUAUCAUGUUUUAAAUUGAGUGUUGCUGUUAUUUAGAUUUAAUAUUAAUAGUCGUGUGUGCUAAGGAUCAAACACGUACGCUAGCAUUAGAUUCCGAAUUGUGAUAUAAUUUUUUUAAUAAUGAAAUGACAUUUAAUUUCAGCGCCAUGUUUGAUUUUUGAGUUUUUUUUUUAAUUAUGAAGUAACUGUCUGUAAAGUACUGUCAUUUAAAUUGAGCUUUUGUUUUAAUUGAAAUAGUGUUGUGUUAGAGUCUAAACUCUAUACUUCUCUAUAUUGACUAAUAUUAAUUUGGUGAAGGAGCCAAAAGUGUUGCCAAACUACACUAGCCGUUACAUCACGUCCAUCAUUAGCUAGUAAUAGUUUUAUUUCUGUAAAAAUGCAAAGAAUUGUGCUCACAAAAGACAAUUUAGUGGAAUAAAAGGAUGAAUGGAAACAAGAGAUGUAGCUGAUUGUAGGUAUGUUUAUUAGUACUAAGUUUUGGUGAUGAAGGCAUUUAUUGGCCGAGUUAUUGAAAAUUAUACGAAAUGUAAUUUUUUAUAAUCCAUAAUUAAGUACCACGCCUAAGUGAAUUAUACUAUAUUGUACUUGAUUAAGCUUAUUUAAUAUUGUUAUAGAUAUAAGAAUGAUGAAAAAAAGUUUGGAUUAAAA
Messenger RNA from Papilio polytes (common Mormon), 2147 nucleotides. RefSeq lists its product as uncharacterized. The record is from RefSeq and is a predicted model, not a curated record. The transcript has 4 exons. Bases 1 to 594 code for a protein of 197 amino acids. NCBI's taxonomy places the organism in Eukaryota, Metazoa, Arthropoda, Insecta, Lepidoptera, Papilionidae.